GGGGGAGGCGGGGCCCACACUGGAGGCCCAAAAGGAAGAUGUGGGAGGAGCUGAGGAGGGAAGAAUGUAAUGGGACUGUCAGGAAUACCCCAAAGAGUUAAAAAAAACUUUCCUGAGGAGGGAAGGGUCAGCUCCAGACCCGGGAGGCCUCUGGGAAGCCGGAAGUGAAGGUGGCUCCUCCCUCCUCCUCCUCCCCUUCCAGAGAUCUUCCUGCUUUGGCCCCUUAACAGGCCGUAGAACUCCCUCCGCGCCGCUCCUCAAGCCUCGGGAGCCUGGAGUGCCUGGGAUGGCCCUGCAGACGGACAGACUCCCAGCCUGGGAGGUGGUGACGUUCCAGGAUGUGGCUGUGGACUUCACGCGGGAGGAGUGGCGCCUCUUGUCCCCUCCCCAGAAGGAGCUGUACAAGGAGGUGAUGCUGGAGAAUGCCCGGAACCUGCUCUCUGUGGGGCUUCCAGCUCCCCCAGAGGACAUGAUCUUGGAGCAGAGAGAAGCCCCAUGGAUGCUGGAGCAAGAAUUCCUGAGGUGCUGUUGCCCAGGAGAGAUCAGAUCUGAAAUGAAGGUGAAUCCAACCGAAAUGAGCCUUCCUUUGGAAGAAAUGGACUUACAAAGAUUCAUGAGUGAUGGUCUUGAUAGCUUUGCUUCCAGGGAAUUCUGUGUUGCACCUCAAAAUUCAUCUCAUAAGGAACAUCAAAGAAUGUACACUGAAGAAAAAUCUAUUGAAAGUAAUCUGUGCAGAGAGACUUUUAUGCACAGGGCCAGUCUCUUUGGAUAUCAGAGGGUGCACACUGGGAAGAAACCUUAUGAAUGCAAGCAAUAUGGAAAGACAUUCAGUCAUAACUCUGGUCCUGUUUAUCUUCAGAGGGUGCACACUGGGAAAAAACCUUAUGAAUGUAAACAGUGUGGAAAGGCAUUCAGUCGGAGCUCUGGUCUUGCUUAUCAUCAGAGGAUGCACACUGGGGAGAAACCUUAUGAAUGCAUGCAAUGUGGAAAAACGUUCAGUCGAAGCUCUGGUCUUGCUUAUCAUCAGAGGAUGCACACUGGGGAGAAACCUUAUGAGUGCAAACAAUGUGGAAAGACAUUCAGUCGGAGCUCUGGUCUUGCUUCUCAUCAGAGGUUGCACACAGGGGAGAAACCUUAUGAAUGUAAGCAAUGUGGAAAGACAUUCAGUCAUAGUUCUGGUCUUGCUUAUCAUCAGAGGAUGCACACUGGGGAGAAACCUUAUGAAUGCAAGCAAUGUGGAAAGACAUUCAGUCGGAACUCUGAUCUUGCUGUACAUCAGAGGGUCCACACUGGGGAGAAACCUUAUGAGUGCAAGCAAUGUGGAAAGACAUUCAGUCGGAGUUCUGGUCUUGCUGUACAUCAGAGGGUCCACACUGGGAAGAAACCCGAUGAAUGCAAACAAUGUGGAAAGACAUUCCGUCGAAACUCUGGUCUUGCUUAUCAUCAGAGGAUGCACACUGGGGAAAAACCUUAUGAAUGCAUGCAAUGUGGAAAGUCAUUCCGUCGGAGCUCUGUUCUUGCUGAACAUCAGAGGAUGCACACUGGGGAGAAACCUUAUGAGUGCAAACAAUGUGGAAAAACAUUCCGUCGGAGCUCUGUUCUUGCUGUACAUCAGAGGAUGCACACUGGGGAGAAACCUUAUGAAUGCAAGCAAUGUGGAAAGACAUUCAGUUGGGGCUCUGGUCUUGCUUAUCAUCAGAGGGUGCACCCUGGGGAGUAACCUUAUGAAUGCAAGCAAUGUGGAAAGACAUUCAGUCGGAGCUCUGGUCUUGCUUCUCAUCAGAGGGUCCACACUGGGGAGAAACCUUAUGAACGCAAGCAAUGUGGAAAAACUUUCACUCAUAGGUCAAGUCUAGCUUAUCAUCAGAGGAUGCACACUGGGGAGAAACCUUAUGAAUGCAAACAAUGUGGAAACACAUUCACUCAGAGCUCUUCUCUUGCUUCUCAUCAGAGGCUGCACACUGGGGAGUAACCUUAUGAAUGCAAGCAAUGUGGAAAGACAUUUAGUCAGACCUCUUAUCUUUCUAUUGUGUGAAAGAAAUUUACACUCUCCCAUUUCUGGGACAACAUACCUAGUGUGAGCCUAAACUUGAAUCAGUAGAGGAUUGUGUGAUGGAAAUCUUUGAGUUAGGAUAGAGUGGCAGCAAUUGAGAUGAUUGCAGGGUUAUGUCACCUGCAUAGCCCCCUAGACUGUCCCCCUGGGUGACUGAGUCAAAAUAGAAAGCCAUGGUUUACUCCUGAGAUGAAAUUUGUGUGUUAGUGGGCAGAGAAAAGUUUUGAUAAACUGAGGCAAGAGCAGAUAUCCCAGCUCUUUUCUUUCAGUUUUGUUGCUGGCCAAACUUCCUUGUGAGCAUGGCUAGGGCACCUUAAUGGUGGCCACAGAAUAACAAGCUAAAUGGAAUAAUGAGGAAAGUAUAUCUCUCCUAUUUUUCCAUUCCCUCUACUAUCUUAAAUUAGAGCCAGUCUCAUAAUCUUUCCUCUUAUACUAUACACCACAGAAACCAGGCAUUCAGUACAUUGAGCUUUCACCUCGCUCAGAAUCAGACAAUUUAGUAUCUCAUGUCAUAAGCUCUCCUAAGAUUAGUGUAAAGAUUAAACACAUCAAAAUAUAUAAAUAUAAAAAAUAAAAAAAUAUAUCAAAAUAUGGUCACCAAAAAUUAAUAUAUCUCAAUUUACAACUAGUUUUUAUGUUAGUUUAUUUACAAAAGGAAAUGAAUAAAAGCAGAUAAAUCAGAAAUGGCAGUGUAAGAAAUCUAGCUUAACUAGCUAGAUUAUUUGCCUCAGCCCUUAAUUUCGUCAGGUAGGGCUAAUUAGUCCUCAACUGGAGGGCCUUUAACCUUCAAUGAAGUGCUGCUGUUGAACAAAACAAGGGUUUUAUCCAUAAAUCCUUUUCCAAGAUGGAGGCCUCUCCAUAGGCUAGUACCUCCAGAAAAACAGGAAGAGGAAUUAGCCUUUUCACGUAUUUACUCUGUAUUCCCAAGGGAAUAUCCAAGAGCUGCCUCAACAAUGCCAGAAUAUCAGGUCCACAAAGCAGAUCCUUUCACCAACCUCCAGUUUGAACUCCAAAAUCCAAAGAACUACUCAUAGAAAGCUGCAACUGCUUUUAAUGACACUUCUUUGAGUUUUUUCCUGUGCAUUCUGUCCACUUUAUGUGGUCCAGUUGUAGCUUUAGCUUUGCUUAACUCUGACCAGAAGACAGUCAUUUCUAAUUCAUCACCCACUUUAGCAUGUAUGGGUCACAGUCUUCCCCCACUUAAAGAUAAAUAGGGGUGUGUACACUUCUAUGGUUAUCCCUAAAAAGAACCUGAGGAUAGCUAAUCUGUUCUUUAGAAUUCCCUGUUAUCAUCUUGGAGACUAGUCUCCCUAAUUGAUUUACAUAAUCAGCUUAUACCUCUAAAAACCUUCUAACUACACUAAAAUAGUUGAAGAUAAGAGGAAAAUAGGAGAGAGAGUAAAACCACUGUUUAUUUUACACUCAUUGACAAAAAGUCAAUAGGGGUAGUCCUCUUUGGCAUGAGUGUACAUUAAAAAAUAAAUGUGUUCAACACUGCAGUUCAAUCAAUUGCACCCCAAAGUUCAUUCUGGGUCUUCUUGAUGCAGUGAAGAUCUCUGCAGUCAUCUUCAAACAGUUCAUUUUCUAGAAUCAAGGCAUUAGCAAAGUUCUUUCCCUGAAAUUUUUCUCAAUUUUAAAUUGUGGGUUUUAUGAAAAGUACAAUCUUGCUGAGGAAUGUGUUGACCAAUACCAGUAUCCAUGCAGGAUACAUGGUUCAGUUAUGGGGUUUUACGAGUCAGUUUAUCAAAAAAGCCAAAAACAUGAAAAUAAAAACAAAUAGAAAAAAGGUUUUGAAGAAAGAAUUCAAAAUGGGAAUCAAAAUAUAAAAAAAUCUAGAUAAAAAUUUCUUUAUAAAUAAUGAAUUCAUAAUAGAAUCUUGUAUUAUGAUGGUCUAAUUAAAGAAAAUUUUGUCUCACAAGUCUAUGACAAAAUGCAGUAAUAUUACAUUUUCCCAUUAGCAGCCAGGACAACAAAAAGUUUCCAUAUUAUGAGAUUAAAAAGGAUUAGAUUUCAGCAGCAAAUGGGAAAUAGCAUUCCCUGCCCUCAUUUUCCCUCUUAUCAUAGGGAUAGGGGUGCCAGGAAUUGCCACCUAAUUGAGGUGCUUUGUAGAAUGUGGCAUGGGGAAGACCCGUGUCUGAUUUAUGACAAACAGUAUCAAUUUUGAACCCCAAAGAAUUUCAAGUCCUCUUGGCGAAGAAUCUCAUCAAUCCCACUGAGAUUGUUUGGUCUCCUUGACUUUGUGCUUCUUGACACUGUAUAAUAGCUCUUUUUUUACCUUUUCCUGGAAUUAGGCAUACUCAAUCAUAAUUUCAUAACAGUAAUCAUUAAAUGGCAGGUUAUCAUAGUCUAAAGCUCUUGGGUAUGCAUUAAUAUUAAAACAGAUAUUUUGGGGUUUUUUUUACUGCAAGAUCAGAAAAAGAUUAAUAUUGAUUGCACUUAUUUUAAGUAUAAGAAAUAAGUAAAAGGGAAUAAAAAUCCAAAUAUUCUAUUAGAAUAGAAGAAAAAUCAAUAAUCAAAUAAAAGUUCAGGAAUUCAAUGUGCUCCCCAAAGCAGUCUCCACUUGCCCAUGGAUUUUUAUUUCCAAUGCUUGUGACAGAAUAUAGUCAAUCAGUUUCAAUAGAAGGUACACUCUUAAUUGAGAGCAAUGAAUCCAAGAUUCCUUUUCUCCAAUUUUUAUAGCUGUUGGGAGUGGUUAACAAGAUUUGAAAUGGACUUUCCCAGGAAGACUGAGUUGCUCCUGUGCACUGUAAAGGUUAAAUUUAGGGUUGAGACUGAAUGUUUAAUUAUAAUUAUAUAAUUAUAAUUAUAUAAUUAAAUAUAAUUAUUUGGUUGCCAAGGAUUUUAUCUAUAAAAUCCUAAAUGAAACAAAUCAUAAUGGAGUUUUAUGGUGAUUUAACUACAAUAGGAGGUGUAAAGAUUAAAAUUUAGGGGAGAUGGGGAGACUGAGGCAGGUAGAAAUUAGUUUCUCUCUGCAAGGAGUAUUAUAUUUUUUAGAGGUUUAUUAAAGGUUAAAGAUUAAAGAAUAUACAAGUAAGAAACAUGUGCCUAGGCCAGAGGCCUAGACAAAAUAACCUCACAUCACGCAAGAGACGAGCCUGCUCCAAAACGGAAGUCCAAAAAGAGCCAAGAGCCCCUCAAAAGCCUUUGAAGCAGCUUAAAUACCUUCUUGAUCUCGGCCCAGGUGAGAUUACAAGGCAUUCUGGGGAAGUUGAGCAAAGGCUCAUGGGGAUUGUAGUCCUGUAUUCAAGUCUAUUUUUUACAUACCCCCCCUUUGAUCGUUUGCAAAAAAAUUAAUUUUUUUUUCAAAGGAUCAUGAAAACAUAAUCAAUUUAAAGAUUACAAUAAUUUGAGGAUAAGAGAAAGAAAAGAAUAAAACCAGUAAUUACUGGAUGCAUUGACAGAAAGCCAUUUAGGGGGCAGUCCCCUUUGGCAUGAAAGUAUGCAUGCAAAACCACACCCAAAGUUCAUUUUUGUGCAGUUCGUGGUCUGGAGGCUUCUUCAUGAUGGCUUCUCCAACAGUUCAGUUUCUGAAUUCAGGGAAGUAGCAUCUUCUUUACCUAAAAUUCUUCUCAAAAAGAAUUUAAACUUUGCAAUUUAAAUAAUGAUAUUUUUACAUUCCCCCCGUUAAGAGGGUGAUUGGAAAAAAAAAAAGGAUCACUUAGGGAUACAUGGCUGAGGUAUGAGGUAUAUGAAUCAACUGGCAAGAGAUAUUAAAAGGAUAUCAGAAAAUCCAAAAAAAGAAAGAUUUCUGGAUUUAUAACAUUCAGCCUGCCCUAAUUGCCAGGCAUAUAACCAAUAUGCAUAUCGUGGAAAAGCCUUUGGGGGACGUCCUCUGGCUUACACAGCUUUUGAACAUCUACAGAUAGAUUUCAUAACGAUGCCAAAGGCUGGACGUUAUAAAUUUUGUCUAGUAAUUGUAGAUCAACUAACCAGAUGGCCAGAAGCAUUUCCUACGACCCGAGCCACAGCAGAUUUUGUUGCAAAGAUACUUUUAAAAGAAAUUAUUCCUCGUUUUGGCUUACCAGCACGUAUUGACUCCGAUAGAGGGAGUCAUUUUACCGAUUCUGUCUUAAAUCAAAUAUAUUCUUGCUUGGGGAUAACUCCCAAAUUCCAUGUUCCAUAUCACCCCCAGAGCUCAGGCCAAGUGGAGAGGAUGAAUAAAGAACUUAAGACUAUGAUUGGCAAAUUAUGCACUGAGACCCAUUUAAAAUGGCCUGAAAUUCUCCCUCUGGCCCUAUUUUAUCUUAGAAGCAGGCCUAGAGGAGACUUACAUAUUUCACCAUUUGAGAUGCUUUUUGGACAUCCGCCUAUACAGGCUAAGCCUUUCUCCCCGGCUUAUACAUCGCUAUUAGGGGGAGAUAUUACUAUUGCUUCCUAUAUACAGGAGUUACAGCACAAACUACGUGAACUUCAUGAAUCCGGAGCUGCAGUACAAGCCGGACCAUUAGACUUUUCUCUGCAUGACCUGAACCCAGGAGAUAAAGUUUAUAUCAAGAAUUUCAAGCGAACUGGAGCAACUCAACCUUCAUGGGAAGGACCAUUCCAAAUAUUAUUAACUACUCCAACAUCUAUAAAGAUUGGAGAAAGAGACUCUUGGAUUCACUGCUCACAUGUGAAGAAAGCAUCUUCUGCUGAGACUGAUUGACUCUAUCCUAUCAUAUGAAUUGUGACUCUAUCUUAUCAUAUGAAUUGGAGAUAAUAAUCCAUAGACAAAUGGAUGCUAUUUUUUUUUCAAGAAUAUAUUGAAUUACUGAUUUUUUCUUAUUUUUUCUUAUUUUAUUUUUUUUAUCAGAAUAUUUGUUUUUUUCUCAUUUUUUGUACUGAAGGUACACAUAAUUAAUAUUAAUAUUAUUUUUCCCUACAGUAAUACAAGUUAAUAUAUAUACUCUUGCUAUAAUAUCAAUAUAUGCCUAAAAGCUUUAAACUAUGGGAACCUGCCAUUUAUUGAUAAAAUAUUAUAGGACUGUGAUUAAUGUUUGUGUCUGAUUCCAGGAAAAGGGAUAAAAACAAGGAGCACAGACUAAACCUGAAUAGUGCCAAUAGAGCACACAAGAAAUAUUAAAGUGAGACUCGAGGUUGCGACGCUUAACUUAUGUUUAAGUCGUAGGACUUCCUUGUAUCUACACUCUUUUCGAAGUACUCAAACAAGUACAAAGCUUGACUAUCAUGCUGGCUCCCUAUAUCCCUUCGUGGUUGCCAUCUGUAAAGAUUAAAAUUUAGGGGAGAUGGGGAGACUGAGGCAGGUAGAAAUUAGUUUCUCUCUGCAAGGAGUAUUAUAUUUUUUAGAGGUUUAUUAAAGGCUAAAGAUUAAAGAAUAUACAAGUAAGAAACAUGUGCCUAGGCCAGAGGCCUAGACAAAAUAACCUCACAUCACGCAAGAGACGAGCCUGCUCCAAAACGGAAGUCCAAAAAGAGCCAAGAGCCCCUCAAAAGCCUUUGAAUCAGCUUAAAUACCUUCUCGAUCUCGGCUCAGGUGAGAUUACAAGGCAUUCUGGGGAAGUGGAGCAAAGGCUCAUGGGGAUUGUAGUCCUGUAUUCGAGUCUAUUUUUUACAGAGAAAGAAAUUAAGAGAGAGAAAAAGAGAGGGAGAGAAAGAAAGGAGUUAACUCAAACCGCUCUGGCUCAGGCUGAGCCAGGUGGGAGUUUAAGGCCUUGGAGAGCCAAGGGAAGGAGGGAGUCAGUCCUUAUCACUCACAUGACCUAUCUGAAGGGAAGCUGUCUGCGGGGCUCCUCUCAGCUCGAGUUCCAGGAUCAAACUGGCGCUCAGCCUUCUUCACAGGAAGUGACAAGAACUCCAGAGGCAGUUCUCUACAUCACUUCCUGCGUUUCAAAAGUGCCAAUGAUGGUUCAAGCUUGGCUUAGGACAGCCCAGUGGGGCAGUCAUUUCUGAUUUGUCAUUUGCUAGCACAUGCCCGUGUAAUGUGGGUGUGCACUUUCCUGGGUGCUUAUACCAAGCAAGAUAGAGAGAAUUUAAAAAAAAAUCACAAUCCCCCGUGAUGAUGAUGAUUGGGGGACUAGUCCCCUCAAUUGAUCACUAAACAUAAGUGUCCUGCACCCAAAAAAUUCCUAACUGCAGGUGUAUACAAAAUUUUACCUUCUAAGAGGAAAACUGAUAGUUAGAGAUAAGGGGGAAGUAAAGAGAGACAGCAAAACCAAUGUUUUGCUGGACGCAUUUUGAAAAGCCAAUUAGGGGGCAGUCCCCUUUGGCAUAAGAGUGUACUUUCAAAAUAAAUGUUCAAUCAACCUUCAGUUAAAUCAACCACACCCCAAGGUUCAUUCUGCAUCUUCCUAUAGUUUAAGGGUUCAGGUAUCUUUCUGCAAACAGUUCAUUCUCUGGAUUUAGGAUUUAGCAAGCUUCUUCUCAAGAUCUCAAGAUCUUUCUCAAACAAAACUUAAAUCUUGAAUUUUAUGAAAAUACAAUCCCUCCUGAAGAAGGUGUUGAAAAACACCCAGUUAAGCUCAGGAUACAAGGCUUAGUUAUGGGAGUGUAUGAGUCAAUUAAAAAAAAUAAUGGAAGAAAAUUUAAACCCUUUUAUGCACAUAUAUAUAUAUAUAUACAUACAUAUAUAUAUAUAAAAGAAUUUAAAAUCGGUAUAAAAAUAUCAAAAAGCUAUGUAUACAGAAUUUUAAGUAAGCAAGAAUAAAUUUCUAACAGGCCCUUGUGUUAGGGUCCAAAUAAAGUAAUUUCUAUUCCCACAAGUCUGUAGGACAGAAUGCAGUAAUAUUUCACUUACCCAUUUGCAGCCAAGGCUACAGGAAGUUGCCAUACUAAAAGGACCAGAUUUUUAUUUUCAUAGGGAAGUGUCAUUCCCUGGUCUGAUUUUCCCUUCAUUCUCAGGGAUAGAGGGAGCCAGGAUGAUAGCCAACCUUUGGUACUUGUCUGUAAGUGUUUUCACUAAGAGUGUGGGUACAAGGAAGGCCUAUGUCUUAAAGUGGCAAGCAUCGUAACCUUGAGUCUCACACUCAGUUCAAGUCCUUAGUAUUGACUUAGAAGUGCAUCAAUCCUACCUGGAUUGGUUUCUUCUUUUGUGACCUGUGUGCUCUUUUAGCACUAUUUCAGGUUACGUCUGUGCUCCUUUUUGAUACCAUUUCCUAGAAUCAGACACAAACAUUAAUCACAGUUCCAUGACAAUUAUCAAUAAAUGGCAGGUUCCCACAGUCUAAGCUGUGUGGGAAUGUAUUAAUAUUAUAGCAAGUAUACAUAUAUAUAUAUAUGUACAUAUAUAUAUAUACUAUACUAUAUGUAUAUAUAUUUAAACUUAUUAUUAUAGAAUAAAAUUAAUAUUGAUUGUAUGUACCUGAAGCACAAGAAAUGAGAAAAAAGAAAAAUCAAGUAUUCUAAUAAAAAUGAAAGAAAGGCAAUAAUAAAAUAAGGAAAAAGAGAAAAGAAAAAUAAAUUCAAGAAUUCAAUUUGUUAAAAAAAAUAGCAUCCACUUGUCAGUGGGUUACUAUCUCCAAUGCAUUUAUAGGAUAUAGUCAAUCAGUCUCAACAGAAUAUGCUCUCUUUACAUGUGAGCAAUGAAUCCAAGAGUACUUCUCUCCAAUCUUUAUAGAUGUUGGAGUACUUAACAAUAUUUAGAUUGGUCCUUCCCAGGAAGGCUGAGUUGCUCCAGUAUGCUGGAAAUUCUUAAUAUAUACCUUGUCUCCUGGGUUCAGGUCAUGAAGUGAAAAGUCUAGUGGUCCAGCUUGUACUACAUCUCUGGAUUCAUGGGGUUCAAGCAGUUUGUGCUGUAAUUCCUGUAUAUAGGAAGCAAUAGUAGUAUCUCCCUCUAAUAGUGAUGUAUAUACUGGGGAGAAAGGUUUAGCCUGUAUAGGUGGAUGUCCAAAAAGCAUCUCAAAUGGUGAAAUGUGUAGGUCUCCUCUGGGCUUGCUUCUAUGAUAAAAUAGUGCCAGAGGGAGAAUUUCAGGCCAUUUUAAAUGUGUUUCAGUGUAUAAUUUCCAAUCAUACUUUUAAGUUCUCUAUUCAUCCUUUUCACUUGGCCUGAGCUCUGGGGAUGAUAUGGAACAUGGAAUUUGGGAGUUAUCCCUAAGCAAGAAUAUAUCUGAUUUAGAACAGAAUCAGUAAAAUGACUUCCUCUAUCUGAAUCAAUACAUGCUGGCAGGCCAAAGUGAGGAAUAAUUUCUUUUAAAAGCACCUUAGCAACAAAAGCCACUGUGGCUCAGGCCAUAGGAAAUGCUGGCCUUCUGGUCAGUUGGACUACUAUGACUACACAAAAUUUAUAUUGUCCAGUGUAAUAAUUAAAAUGGUUGUAGGCAUAAACUGUAAUAAUUAAAAUAGUGGAAGGCUUAAUUUGUGGCCUCUAAAAGAGCGGAUGAGUAAGUUGUGACCACAGAAAAUAUGUUUUCAAGACAGUGUCUUGUUUUAAAUCAAAUAUAAGGUGGUCACCAGGGAAAUAUUCCCAAUUAUUAAAGUAUACCCAAGUCAACUGGGUUUAUAGAGAUUUUAAUUCAUAUAAAUGAGGAAUUAAAGAAAGAGAGAGAGAAUAAGAAUGGAAUAAGUAUGAAGGGCCUUAAGCCAACAUGGCCUAGACCGGAGUCUUAAGAGAGAGAACAGUCAGUUCUUAAUCACACACCACAAGAUCUGUCCAAGCAAGAAUAUAGACACCAGUUCAGCCAGCCAUCCUUCUCCAGAGAAAGAUUCUUCUGACUGUCCUCAAGAGACUGUCCCAAGAGCCUGUUUCCAGAGCUCUCUCCCAACAGCCUCCUUAGAGACUUUUUUCUUAGGAGACUGUCAUCUCCUUAUAUAGGGAAUUUUCUCCUUUGUCACCUCCCCUAAGUACUUAUAUCUACCAAUCACAGUAGACAUUUUUCAAAGGACAGACCAUUCUUAGUUCACACCUGAGUAGACUAGAAUCUUCAGUAAGUUUUCUCACCUCUUUGCUCCUUGUAAGUUCACAAGUUGCUUGACCUUUAUAGGCACUUAGCACCCCUUUGUAUUAGUCCUAAAAUAGGCAAAGCUUAAAAACUUUUGUCUUGCUAUAAGUAUGGGUUUAAGUACUUUUCAUUGUUCAGCAAAGAGUUUACAACUUUAUCUUCCCCUAAGGCAGACUUAAGUAGGGGUGGAGUAGAGGUCUCACAUUCCUGAUAUAAGUAGAGUUCUCACAUUCCUGAUCUAAGUACCUUCACUGCCCAAAUGGGGAAUGGUCCCAAUGGGGAAUUUUUUAAAGGUUUACAAUCCUAAACUUAUGAAGUAGGGUCUGAGAAUUCUCAAGGUUCACAACAGCCUUUGGCAUUGUUAUAAAAUAUAUCUGCAUUUUCUCAAAAGGUGUGUAAGCCAGGAGAUGCCCACCAACGGCUUUGCCAUGAAAGGUGUGUUGGUUAUAUGCCUGGCAGGGAGAGCAGGUUGAACACACUUUAGAGGCUAUGGUAGUUAUACCGAGGGCUAUCCAUACUCUCUUAACAGAGUCCACGAUGCCCUGGGUACCAAAGUGACCAUUUUUAUGAAUAGAUUGGCAAAUUUGGUGAUAGAAACUUCUAGUAAGCAGGAGUUUUCCUUCAGAUGACACCCAUACUCCAUUAAUUUCUUUUGCUUUGAAUUUUUGUUUCCAUUUUUCCACUUCCUUUUCAUUAUAGGAAAGUGAUAAAUUUAAGUAAUCAGUGAUUAAUGUUAAAAUUAAUUCAGGUCCUUCUAUGGCUGCUAGCUUUGCAGCAGUAAAUGCUUGGUCAUUUCCCCUAAAGACAGGGUCAGUGCCACCUGUAUAGGCAGAGCAAUGAACUACAGCUAGGGCUUUAGGCAGUUUGAGAACAGAAAGAACUUCAUUAAUAAUUUCUGCAUUAGCUAUAGAUUUUCCAGCUGAGGUUAAAAAUCCUCUCUGGAGCCAUAGCAUCCCGACUGAGUGACAAAUGCCAAAAGCAUAUCUAGAGUCCAUAUAAAUUGUUCCCUUUUUACCCAUAGGAAUUAUACAGGCUUGUUUCAUACAGAGCUAUGAGUUCUGCCCCUUGAGUGCUAAUAUUAGAAGGCAGUGAAGCUGACCACUCGGCAAAUUCUGUGACUAUAGCAACUCCAGUGUAGCGUAUGCCAUCCCUCAUAAAAGAAGAACCAUCAGUAAAUAGGACCAGAUCUGAGUUGUUUAAGGGAGUGUCCAAGAGGUCAUCUUGAGGCUUCUCUGCCAUGGACACUAGUGUUUCACAAUUGCAGUUGUUCUCCUGAAGUUGGUAAAUCUGGAAGCAAGGUGGCAGGGUUAAGGGUUGUACACUGUUUUAGAGUAAUAUUUUCAUUGUUUAACAAGGUUACUUCAUACUUUGUAAUUCACUGAUCUGACAAUGCCUACUAUGUUCUAUGUGUUAUCAACAAUGCUUCUACCUCAUGGGGGAACAUAAUUUUUGAUGGGCAUCCCAAUACUAGAUCAACAGUUUUUCUCACUAGGAAAGCUGUAGCAGCUAAGCCUCUAAGACAUGGUGGUGCUCCUGAUGCUACUGGGUCCAGCUGGGCUGAAUAAUAAGCAAUUGGGCACUGAGAUGGUCCCAAAGUCUGAGUUAAAACACCUGAAGCUACUCCUCUUCGCUCAUGUACAUACAAAGUAAAUGGCUUGUUGUAAUCUGGGAUUCCUUGAGCAGGGGCAGACAGGAUAGCCCGUUUUAGAUCUGAUUGAGCUGACAGGUGUUCUGGCUCUAGUUCAAGUGGUUCGGGGACUGAAUCUCUUGUUAGUGCUAUAAGGGGUUUAGUAAUUUCCCCAUAGCAAGGGAUCAAUUGUCUGCAAAACCCGGUUACUCCUAGAAUUGCUCCUAAGUGUUUCUUAGUGGUAGGAGCACUCAAUUUUGGAAUAUUUUCAAUUCACUUGGGAGAAAUAGAAUGGGCACCAGCUGUCAGAAUGAACCCCAAAUAUUCUGAGAGAGGAUACUGAGGAAUGAAGGAGGUGGGCUGGAUUUAGUGUUAAUUUGCACAAGAACAGCUGAUUUAAGUAAGCCUACAUCAUAAGAUGUGGCCCAAAGAGACUCUGGUAUAUCUGUAGGCAUUUCAAAAGUGGGAGGCUCCUUUGCCUCUUGGCUCUCUGAGAGAAGUACAGGGAGUAAAUUUAAGGAUUCCGCAGGCACUUACGAUGACAUAGAGCCAUCUGGGGCGCACAUUAUUGUGGCUUGUUGUUUGCAUAGUAAAUCCCUCCCCAGGAAGUUUUUGGGUGAUCCAGUCUUUAAAAGUAAAGAAUGUUAAACAGUUAGGGGUCCCAUGCAUAUCAUGUGAGGAGAAAGUCUUGGAAAAUUAAGGGUGUUCUUGAUACACCUACUACAUUUAGAGAUCCAAUAGAGUCACAUUUUGCAUCUAGUUUGCUUACCAAAACUGACCUAGAUGCCCCAGUGUCCAAAAGACAUAGUAUGAAUUGCCCACCUUUAAAGUGACAUGAGGUUCCUUACUAUGUGGGGUGAGUGUAUAGGGAUUAUUGUCAUUAAAAUAUCAGGGACUGGAAAAUCAAAGGUUUCACCCUUUGAUUCCAAGGCCCUCACCUCCCCCCCCUUCACACCUUCAUAAAAAUGCUUGGGCAGUUUUUUGGGAUCCCCCACACUGUUGGGGUUUUUCACCCAGAGUAUAGUGUGGUUGAGCUCCAUUUUUUAUAUAUUGUUGUUGGGCAUUUUGUUGGAUGUUAUCAUUUUCCUUAUUUGGAGCACUGUCAGUAUUUUGAUCGGCAUUACAGGUCCUAUAUUUAUUAUUCCUAAAGUUGUUAUUAAUUCUUUUUUCCCCAUAGGCAGCUCCUAUAGACCAUCACUGCAUGGCCUCUCUUCCCACACAAAAGGCAUGUUAAUGAUUUAUUUGUGGAUGCCUGCAACAGGGCUAUGGUUUCUCCCUUAUUUUUCAGUUGUUCUUGUAUCCUUUUAAUUUCUUUAAUUUAGUCUUCCACUGACUUAUUGUGUGUCUCAGGUCUUUUUACACAACCCUUAUAAACAUAGGCUGCUACUUUCCUUAAUUCUUCGAGGCCCAUAGAAUCCUAAUCAGGACAGCUAGUUUUAAAGUAGUCUUUUACCACUGAACAACAAUUCUCAACGAAUUGAGUAUUUGUCUAAUGUCCCUUUCUCUGGUCAAAUCAAGUUCCAUAUUUGUAUUUCCUAUGUCAAUAAGUCUGUCCAUAAAUUGGGAGGGGGUCUCAUCCAUUUCUUGUUGGGAACUUUCAAAUUUUGACCAUGUUUCAGGUCAAUCAGAGCAAGCUCUAAUGGCUGUCAAUAAUGUUUCUCAGGCCAGAGUUAGUUUAGUGUGAUCUGGUGCAACAUUGGUGUUCCAGUGUGGAUCUUCAGGUGGCCAAUGGUGUGCUUCCUUACCUUUCUUCUGAUUAGCCAGAGAGAUGACAUUGUUUUUUAUCUCUUUGUCAGAAAUUUAUCUAAUAUAUUUUCAACAUCCAUCCAAGAGGGGUGAAAAGUUCUGAAUAUGUUCUCCAAUUUUUUUAAUAAUUAAUAUUGGUUCUUCCUCAAAUGGUGGAAGAUUUAACUUGAAUUUAUCUGAAUCAUCAGGGUUAUAUGGCGUCUUAUAGAUACCAAGAUCCCAUCUUUAUUAAAGGUGGGUACUUCCCUUAACCGAAAUAAACUUCUAUCUGAAUUA
Messenger RNA from Monodelphis domestica (gray short-tailed opossum), 14575 nucleotides. RefSeq lists its product as uncharacterized. The record is from RefSeq and is a predicted model, not a curated record. Gene Ontology annotation, cellular component: nucleus. NCBI's taxonomy places the organism in Eukaryota, Metazoa, Chordata, Mammalia, Didelphimorphia, Didelphidae. Gene Ontology annotation, molecular function: RNA polymerase II cis-regulatory region sequence-specific DNA binding; DNA-binding transcription factor activity, RNA polymerase II-specific. Gene Ontology annotation, biological process: regulation of transcription by RNA polymerase II.